Messenger RNA from Limulus polyphemus (Atlantic horseshoe crab), 684 nucleotides. Its product is annotated as thioredoxin domain-containing protein 2-like. NCBI's taxonomy places the organism in Eukaryota, Metazoa, Arthropoda, Merostomata, Xiphosura, Limulidae. The transcript has a single exon. The record is from RefSeq and is a predicted model, not a curated record. The annotation marks the transcript as partial.
GGGAAUGCUGCAACAAACUUGUCAUUCAGUAGUUGCCAUGUUUUAUGUGAAACUUUUAUACUGGAAGUGGUGAUAAAAGUAGGUAGACCUAAGAAGGCUGAUAAAACAGGUGAGUCAAAGUUAACAUGUGGACCUAAGAAGGCUGAUCAAACAGAUGAGUCAAAGUUAACAUGUGGACCUAAGAAGGCUGAUCAAACAGAUGAGUCAGAGUUUACAUGUAGACCUAAGAAGGCUGAUGAAACAGAUGAGUCAAAGUUAACAUGUGGACCUAAGAAGGCUGAUGAAACAGAUGAGUCAGAGUUUACAUGUAGACCUAAGAAGGCUGAUGAAACAGAUGAGUCAAAGUUAACAUGUGGACCUAAGAAGGCUGAUGAAACAGAUGAGUCAGAGUUUACAUGUAGACCUAAGAAGGCUGAUAAAACAGGCGAGUCAAAGUUAACAUGUGGACCUAAGAAGGCUGAUGAAACAGAUGAGUCAGAGUUUACAUGUAGACCUAAGAAGGCUGAUGAAACAGAUGAGUCAAAGUUAACAUGUGGACCUAAGAAGGCUGAUGAAACGGGUGAGUCAAAGUUAACAUGUGGACCUAUGAAGGCUGAUGAAAUGGGUGAGUCAGAGUUAACAUGUGGACCUAAGAAGACUAGUGAAACAGAUGAGUCAAAGUUUACAUUGUUAGUCAUGACUUGA